This is a messenger RNA of Peromyscus maniculatus bairdii (prairie deer mouse), 387 nucleotides long. RefSeq names its product phosphopantothenate--cysteine ligase-like. The record is from RefSeq and is a predicted model, not a curated record. NCBI's taxonomy places the organism in Eukaryota, Metazoa, Chordata, Mammalia, Rodentia, Cricetidae.
AUGUUGUACCUGGCUUCAGCAGUAUCAGCUUUCUAUAUUCCUGUCUCCGAAGUGCCUGAACACAAGAUCCACUCAUCUGGUGGCCCACUAAUGAUAAAUGCUGUAGUGGAGAUAAGAAUUCUUUCUCCUCUGGCUAAAGAUUGGGUUCCCAAAGCAUUUAUAGAUUCCCUUAAGCUGGGAACUGACCUCACCAUCAUAAUUAAUCGUGCUCGGAAUGCUUUGGAAGUUAAUAAGCAUCAAGCGGUGGUGUCCAAUAUAUUUGAGUCAAUAGAGUCCUUUGUGGUUAUUGUCACCCAAGACUCAGAAACCAAGUUACUGCUGUCAGAGGAUGAAAUAGCAAAAGGCAUGAUGAUAGAGGACAAGGCAGUAGAAGACCUUCGGUCGUGA